GAGAGAGAGAGAGAGAGAGAGAGAGAGAGAGAGAGAGAGAGCACAGAAGCGCGAGCUGCUCUCCAUGUCUUCAGUCUAGCGGAGCGGGCGAUGGAUGUGAGAUUUUACCCUGCACCUCCUUCAAGCGUGGGCUCCUGUACAUUACCCACCGACAGCAGCCUCUCCUCUCUGGACUAUUACCACUGCAACAAGAGCAGAUACGGUGUAGGAGAUCGAGGUGUUAGGCUGUACAGCGCUUUACCCCUGAGGCAUAACCCUGAGGAGAAAAGACUGCCCUCUUCAGGGUUUGAUGGUGACAACAUGUACAUGAGUGAGAACAACCAAGAGUUCCUCUCCCCGAGUCAGAAUUACUCCGGACAGGGAGGGGGCAGCGGGAACGGCGGAGGAGGAGGAGACGAGGACUACGAGAUCCCCCCUAUAACCCCUCCGAAUCACCCCGAGCCAUCACUGCUUCACCUGAUGGACCCCGAGUCCAGCUACCUGUGUCACUCCAUCCCUCACAACGGCCUGAUCAAUCCAUACUCGUACCCCGAGCUGCCCGCCCUCAUGAUGUCCAACAUGCUCGCCCAGGACGGACACCUGCUGUCCAGCCAGAUGCCCUCGAUGCAGAUGUUUGCGGGGCAAGCGGGCAGUCAUUACCCCCGUGCCCACCACAGCCCCAUGCUAAACCCAUCUGCCCGGAUACUGCCCCACCCCAUGAGCGCCCUGUCCCAGCUCAGCUCUCAGAUUGGCCAAGGCUCCUUUACGCACGGUUCCCCGUCAUCUUCAGGAAGUCAGUCAGCCACGCCCUCCCCCUCAAGCUCCGCCCAGGAAGAGGAAGCAAAGUACCACUCAAAGAUCACAGGAGAGAAGCGACCCUCCUCUGAUAUGAUGAAGCCCAAGCCCAAACCUCAGAAGAAGAAGAAGAAGAAGGACCCCAACGAGCCGCAGAAGCCCGUCUCAGCCUACGCACUCUUCUUCAGGGACACUCAAGCCGCCAUCAAGGGUCAGAACCCCAAUGCCACCUUCGGAGACGUCUCUAAGAUCGUGGCCUCCAUGUGGGACAGUCUGGGAGAGGAACAGAAACAAGCAUACAAACGGAAAACAGAAGCAGCGAAGAAGGAGUACCUGAAGGCCCUGGCAGCGUACCGAGCCAGUCUGGUUUCUAAGAGCUACAGUGACCCGGUGGAGAGCAAAAGCGUCCAGUCUAGUCAGCCAUCGUCACACAUGAUGGGCCCCAACGCCUCCCUGUACAGUGUCCCGCCCCAGCCCUCCUCCCCGUACCUGGGCCCCAGCCCCUUUCCUCUCUCGGACCUCCAGAGCUACGCGGCGGGGGCUCCCAGACACGGCCUGCCCCGUUCGGCCAUGCUGCCCACGCUCAGUGCCUCUCCCCCAGCAUCCUUCCAGAUCAGCCCUCCCCUCCACCAGCAGCUCUCUCUGCACCAGGGCUCCCUCCUCAACCAGCCAAUCCGCAUGCAGCAGGUCCAGUCGCAGCCAAUCAUCUCUCACCAGAUGGGCCUCCAGGGUCCGCUGCACUCCCCACCCCCAGGACAGCAGGGAUUCUCUCACUUACAGUCAGAGUAUCAGAAGAGCGUGGGGGGGUCUCAGUCUCCAGGAGCUCCGAACCCUGUGGGCCAGAACCCCGACUGGGACAGCGAAUACUGCAACCGGGAAUGUGGCGGAAACCACUGCAGUGGCAGUAUGAUAGGCAGGGAUAAGCCACUCUACCUCACUUGAAGCAAAACAAGGAGAACGGAAAGAGAAAAGAUGAAACAACACCAGGGAGUCCCCGGCACCCUUCCCAGACAUCAUCAGUUUCCCUCAGUGUCAUUUUUCAUUCGUUUUUAGAAGGAUGUGUGUGUAUGCGUUCUGAAGACUACUAGUGAUCCUUUCAUUUUUAAAGAGCACUUAAAAAUGUACAGGCCUCUCCGUCGGAGACCUCAGAGAGCACUCACCCCACCUCUGAAUAAACUUAAAAGAAAAUGACAAAAAAAAUGUAUAUAACAAAAAACGAAAAUAAAAAAAAUAAAUAAAGCAAACUACCAUUAAACUGGCCCUCAGGGCAAAUGAGCUUUAACUAAAACAGAGGAAAACUCUCCUCAUAGUUUCUCAGUUUACUUUCCUCUUGGUCUCAUUUUUAUUUUAUUUUUUUGUUUUAGUUUUGUUGUUGUACUUUUAUUUAUUUUCUGCUUGCAACAUAGCGCUUCUUUUGGGCCGGUAACAGGUCUUUUACUUUAGAGAAAAUACUCUUCUGAGUGCGAUACGUUGCUGUUCAACUAAUACUCUGUGAAUUUUACGCAAAAAUAAAAAAUUAAAAAUAGACAAGAAAAUAUGGAAAAAGAAAAAUUGAUAAAUACAACUUCUUUUUGUAAUUUUAAAGACCCGUGUAGGUCUUUGUUGAUCUGUCACAGUGUGAUUGUAAAUAUCACUUUUUUGGGGGUCAAAUUGGGAAGAUGAAGUCCAGAUAUUUUUUCUUCUUUAAUAUGACAUAAUUCAUUGAUUUGUAUUUUAAAUGGUAUUUUGUGAAUGCGUGCCGGUAUGAAUGAGUGUGUGAGUGUAUCUGUGCGUUGUGUAACUGAACAGCCUGUGCAGGUGAUAUCAGAAGAGUGUUUCCACACGUACACAAUCUUGCAUUAAAAUCUGUGCUCACUGGUGUGAUUUCCCAUAAAAAGAUCUAUGGCAAAAACACUGAAAGACUGCAUGACCUGGCUCUCCAUUUAGGCUCCCUGAUUCAUCGGAGACUCAGUUUUCAUUCUGAAGCAAGCUCCUACACGACUUAAUAUGGAAACUGGUUUCCACCACUGAAAACAAAAUAAGAACGUAGUUAUGACUUUGUAUCUCACAAUUUUUUUUUCAGAAUUGCAUGAUGUAAACUCUUUUUUUAUUGUUUGUCCGAAUUGCUAGGCACAUAAAGUUGCAAUUGCUUGUUUUAAAGUCAGAACUGUAGGAUAUAAUGAUGCAAUUUGCGAAUUAUAAAGUCACAUUGGUGACAUAAACUCACAAUUGAACUGAACUUUAUAACUCAUGCAAGUUUAUAUCUCCCAAUUCUGAGAAGUCGGAAUCGUGAGGGGAAGAAAAGUCAUUUUUCUAUUUUAAAAUGUCAAAUUUUUCAUUUCUUUUUACUAAAUUGUGACUGAAGAAAUGAUAAUUUGGCACAAUUUAAAAUGUGGCACAAUUAAAAAUUUGCUUUCAUAUUCUGGGCUAUACUGCUUGUCUGUAAAUAGUAGCCAAUAAUCAUAUCAUUAAUAAAUCCUAAGCUUAAAAAAAAAGAAAAAUAGAAAAUUUAUUGAGUAGCUUAACAAAAAAGAAUGUUUGGUUUGAAAAUUGAACUGUGAAGCGUUACAUGGACCAUGUCAGAAUUUCAAGUUUAUAUCACGCAGUUCUUCGAAAGAUUGAGAGAUGUAUACUCAAAAUUAUCUUUUUUAUUUUUAUUCAGUGGCAGGAACAUGCUUCCAUAAGUCUGAGAACGCAAAUGUAUGGUAUUACGAAGAAUGUUCACAGCCAAACUCAUAAGGUGAUUUGAUCAGCUUUGUCGAUUUACUCUCAGGUUCUAAAUGCAACGAAUAGGAGCGUAGAUGUUCCAGUUUCAGGUCAAAGGCCAGAAACAUACUUUACACAAGUACACAGACGUGAACACUUGGCCCACACAUUGCAAGUGCAGUUUCCAAAUGUUUGUGCCAUUUAACCUUAUGAUUCAGCAAGAUUCUCUUGAGUUUAUGUUAAUGUGACAACCCAGAUGAUGCACCACAUUUCAUGUUUGUGUACUUGCAUAGAGUUUGUUUUAAGCCUGAAGCAGUAGUUCUAUUGAAAUCGGGUUGUUUCUUUUGCCUGGUCUUGACUGACGUUAAAUCCACCAAUAUAACAUGUAAAGGUGAACUAUAAUGUUCUCAAUGUGAGAUAAUACAGCACACAGUAAACCAACAGUGGGUCUAUAGUUUUCUAGUAGCUUUUGCUAGAUGUUCUAUUGUGUUGAUCUCAUCUUUAAGUUUUGUGGGGAAAAAAUUAAAAUCAUUUAGUCGAACGUUUUCUUUUAAUCUUUGUUUCUACUGUAGCAUACUAUUUUUAGUUAAACAAAAAGAAUAUCUUCUAAGACGUUUAAUUUGUGUACAAACCUGCCAAUUGUAGUUAUUUUAUUUGUAAAGUCAGCAAUGAUUAUUAUUUUAAAAUUGUUAUCAGCAAGUUGCCCAUUAGUUAAUAUUUAAUAAUGUUUAACAGGUUUCUAUUUAUGAACAAAAUGAGAUCAAUUUUGCUUAAAACUACAAUAUUUGAAAUCUAUUGUUUUUUUGUGUUUUUUGAUUAUGAUGAUGAUGACAUUGCUUUUAUUUUUUAUUUUAACAUUUUUGAAUGCUGUUAUUUUUUCUUUCCUUGCCAGCCAGGUCAUUUUGUGUCACUAUGCCUUUUUGUUUCAUUUUGUCAGUAAUAAAAACAUUAAAUGAGA
This is a messenger RNA of Carassius gibelio (silver crucian carp), 4417 nucleotides long. Its product is annotated as thymocyte selection-associated high mobility group box protein TOX. NCBI's taxonomy places the organism in Eukaryota, Metazoa, Chordata, Actinopteri, Cypriniformes, Cyprinidae. The record is from RefSeq and is a predicted model, not a curated record. Gene Ontology annotation, molecular function: chromatin DNA binding. The coding region runs from base 91 to 1716 and encodes 541 amino acids. Gene Ontology annotation, biological process: regulation of transcription by RNA polymerase II. The transcript is spliced from 10 exons. Gene Ontology annotation, cellular component: nucleus.